AUGGCUUUCCCUAUUCUUGGAACUCUUCCAUUUAGCUAUACAAAAAAUAUACUUCCUCCUCUUGGAAAAAAGUAUUCUUCUCUAGCAACAUGUAACCCCAAUACCUUCUCUAUUAAAACUCAAUGCAAUGCAUCAUCUAAGGAUGCAAAAGAUGAUAGUCAAACAAUUACUCGUCGCUCUGCUAAUUCUCAACCAUCAAUUUGGACCUACGAUUAUAUUCAAUCCUUAACUAAUUUAGAAGUAAAGCACACAAAGGAAUUCUUAAUGCUAAAGGAAAAAGUAAGAAUGAUGUUUAACAAAAUGGAAAAUGAGAUUGAUCAACUUGAAUUUAUUGAUGUAUUGCAAAGGCUUGGUGUGGCUUAUCAAUUUAACAAUGAAAUAGGGAAAAUAUUGGACAACAUUUACAACUCACAAACAUCCAUGUUGAAGAAUAACUUAUAUGCCACAUCACUCAAGUUCAGACUCUUAAGGCAACAUGGUUAUAAUAUAUCUACAGAUAUUUUAUGUUGCUUCCUAGAUAAACAUGAUAGUUUCAAGGAAUACCAUUCUUUUGAUGUUGAAGGAGUGUUAUCACUGUAUGAAUCAUCUUUUCAUUCAUUUGAAGAUGAAACUAUAUUGGACGAAGCAAGAGAUUUUACCUCAAAAUGUCUCAAAGAGUAUAAUAUGAAUCAGAAUAGUGGUACCUACACAUCACUUCUAAUCAACCAUGCUUUGGAGCUUCCACUACAUUGGAGAGUUCCUCGAUGGGAGGCUCAUUGGUUCAUUAAUGUAUAUGAAAGAAAGCAAAACAUGAGUCCAAUUUUACUUGAAUUUGCUAAAAUUGAUUUCAACAUUGUUCAAAGCAACUUUCAAGAAGAACUUAAGUAUGCGUCAAGGUGGUGGAAAAUAACUGAACUUGAUGAAAAGUUGAGCUUUGCAAGGAAUAGAUUGGUUGAAAACUUUGUUUGGUCAGUGGGAACAAGUUAUGAGCCAGAUUUAGAAUAUUACCGAAAAGAAAUGACAAAGGUCAAUGCACUUAUUACCUCAAUCGAUGACGUGUAUGAUGUAUAUGGUACCUUGGAAGAACUACAACUCUUCACUAAAGCAAUUGAUAGAUGGGAUCUAAGUGCCAUGGAAUUUCUCCCAUACUACAUGAAAAUAUGCUUUCAUGCACUCUAUAACUUUGUGAAUGAAGUUGCUUUUGAAACCUUGAAAAAGAGUGGGCACUAUAUUACUCCAUACCUAAAGAAAACGUGGGCAGAUCUAUGUAAAGCAUAUUUAAUUGAAGCAAAGUGGUACCAUAGUGGAUAUACUCCAACUGUUGAAGAAUACAUUGAGAAUGCAUGGACAUCAAUAGGUGACCCUGUUAUACUUACCCAUGCUUACUUUUUGAUUCCACAUUCACUCAAAGUGGAAGAUUUGGUUCGUUUAGAAGAAAACCCCGACAUAAUAAAGCAUUCAUCAAUGAUUUUACGCCUUGCUAAUGACCUGGGAACAUAUAAACGUGAAAAUGAUACCGGUGAUUCUUCGAAAUUGAUUGGAUGCUACAUGAACGAAACUGGAGCUUCUGAAGUUGAAGCUCAUGAGUAUGUAAAGUCCAUGAUACAUGCAGAGUGGAAGAAGAUGAAUAAAGAAGCUCAUAGUUCAUCUUUCUCUCAUAGCUUCAUAGAUAUUGCUAUAAAUUAUGGUAGAGUGGCAAUGUUCAUGUACCAACAUGGAGACGGCCAUACCAUUCAAGAUACUGAAAUGCAAAAUCGCAUAAUGUCAUUCAUUUUUCGGCCCAUUCCAUAA
Medicago truncatula (barrel medic) is the source of this 1770-nucleotide messenger RNA. Its product is annotated as terpene synthase 10. Gene Ontology annotation, biological process: diterpenoid biosynthetic process. The transcript is spliced from 7 exons. Gene Ontology annotation, molecular function: magnesium ion binding; terpene synthase activity. Bases 1 to 1770 code for a protein of 589 amino acids. Lineage: Eukaryota; Viridiplantae; Streptophyta; Magnoliopsida; Fabales; Fabaceae. The record is from RefSeq and is a predicted model, not a curated record.